CUUGAAACGAAGGUUACCGUAUUUGCUGUCUCUCUUAGUAAUCUUGACAGAACAAAUGAGCUAUCAGAAAAUGGAUGAAUGAGUUACCUCUAGAAGCAGAGUUCAGUUGGGAAAAAUGCCGAAGUAUGGAGAAGAAGUAUCAUCAUAACCAAUACUGCUGUGCAGAGAAGAGAGUUGGGAUUACUCAAGACUCACAUAAGUACAUACACUCUCCUUAUAGCUGUAUCCCCUCUACUCCAUUGCCAGCAGUGCUCCUGCUAAGGACUGUUAGCCAGCUUUGCUUUUCAGUUCUGCAGUGUCUUCCCAAAGUCAGCCAGAAGAGCACAGCUGCAUCCUGGAGAGUGCCUGGAGCAAGCACUGCACGCCAUACAAUUCAGCAGCUGCCAUUCUCUCACCUGCAGAAACACUGAACUGUUGCAUUGCACAGGACAAGAGGAGUAUGCACCAGAGGUCUGGGAAUUCUUGAGCUCUAUUUCUCUGCUGUGAAGAGCGAGCUGGAGACUUCUGGCCAAGGGUUCAGAUACAACUGGUAGCAGCCCCAAGCACUGAGCCGCCUGCCUGCCACAACCCUGUUUGCAAAGAAGGGGAAUUUUUAAAUAUGAAGAGAAGGAAGAAAAAAAUAUCAAAGUUGAGAAGUCCUAGGAUAUAACUGUGAUGACUCCACAGUUAACAGGGACUGCACUGGUAACAGGGACUCCAGACACCUCCACAUAGGAUGCUGUUCCUCUGGAUGUUCUGGAGGGAAUUUCAAAAGAGCUGUUCAGCAGUGGGUCCAAGGAUGCCCUCACAAGAGAAGAUUUUGAGUAGUGGGAGCAUCAGUCCAAGAAAGAGGAUGUCAAGAGGAUGGGAGCCUUGUGGUGAACCUCAGGUGGCUUUUGAUCCUCUCUCAUCCUGAUUAAACAGGAGCAACCAGAUGCUCACCUUGUGCCAGUUUGCAUCUGAGUUUUGAAGAUGCGGAGGACCAAUAGCUCCUGCGAACUUUACUGACUGGGAGACUAGGAGGACUCAGCAUUGCGAAUCCAUCUGUGGGAUCACCCAUCUGAAUUUGUGCCAGCCUCUACAGGAACACUGAUGCCAGCAAUUUAAGGAUCUUCACGUUUGCUCUCAGUGGUAGUUAAGUAGUGUUGCCACAGAGGUAGCGCUCGCCUUCCCCAGCCAUGAGGCUUCCUCUGCUCUGUGCCUGGGUGAUGCUAAUGAGCCUGUGCCGGAGCCGAGCCGUCAGCUUCCCCGAAGACGAGGACCCCAUUAACAUCGUCGACUACCACUAUUCAAGGCAAUAUCCAGUAUUUAGAGGACGCCCUUCAGGCAAUGAAUCUCAGCACAGACUGGACUUCCAACUGAUGUUGAAAAUUCGAGACACACUUUAUAUUGCUGGCAGGGAUCAGGUUUACACUGUAAACUUAAAUGACGUUCCAAAAUCGGAAGUUACUCCAAGCAAGAAAUUAACAUGGAGGUCAAGGCAGCAGGACAGAGAGAACUGUGCUAUGAAAGGCAAACAUAAAGAUGAAUGCCAUAACUUUAUUAAAGUCUUUGUUCCAAGAAACGAUGAGAUGGUGUUUGUCUGUGGAACAAAUGCAUUUAAUCCUAUGUGCAGAUACUAUCGGCUGAAUACCUUAGAGUAUGACGGGGAGGAAAUUAGUGGUCUGGCAAGAUGCCCAUUUGAUGCCAGACAAACCAAUGUCGCCCUCUUUGCUGAUGGAAAAUUGUAUUCGGCAACGGUAGCAGAUUUCCUGGCAAGUGAUGCUGUUAUUUAUCGCAGCAUGGGGGAUGGAUCUGCCCUAAGAACAAUAAAGUAUGAUUCCAAAUGGAUAAAAGAGCCACAUUUCCUCCAUGCCAUAGAAUACGGGAACUAUGUUUAUUUCUUCUUUCGAGAAAUUGCUGUAGAGCACAAUAACUUAGGCAAGGCUGUGUAUUCCCGGGUGGCUCGCAUAUGCAAAAAUGACAUGGGGGGGUCCCAGAGAGUCCUGGAAAAACACUGGACCUCCUUCCUGAAAGCUCGGCUCAACUGCUCCGUUCCCGGGGAUUCAUUUUUCUACUUUGAUGUUCUGCAGUCUAUCACAGACAUAAUAGAAAUCAAUGGCAUCCCCACUGUCAUCGGUGUGUUCACUACACAGCUUAACAGCAUCCCUUGUUCAGCAGUGUGUGCUUUCAGCAUGGAAAACAUUGAGAAAGUCUUCAAAGGGAGAUUUAAAGAACAAAAGACUCCUGACUCUGUUUGGACAGCUGUACCUGAAGACAAAGUACCAAAGCCAAGACCUGGCUGCUGUGCAAAACAUGGCCUAGCAGAGGCUUACAAAACCUCCAUUGACUUCCCAGACGAAACGCUCUCCUUCAUCAAGUCUCAUCCUUUGAUGGAUUCAGCUGUUCCCUCAGUCACUGAGGAGCCCUGGUUUACGAAAACACGUGUCAGAUACAGAUUGACGGCAAUUGCUGUAGACCAUGCUGCUGGACCUUACCAGAACUACACAGUCAUAUUUGUGGGCUCUGAAGCAGGGGUAGUACUUAAAAUUUUGGCAAAGACCAGAUCUUUUUCUUUGAAUGACAGUAUAUUACUGGAAGAAAUUGAAGCAUAUAAUCAUGCAAAGUGUAGCGCAGAGAGCGAGGAGGACAGAAGAGUCCUUUCCCUGCAGCUGGACAAAGAGCACCACGCGCUGUUCGUGGCGUUCUCCAGCUGCGUCGUCAGGCUUCCUCUCAGUCGGUGCGAGCGGCAUGGCUCGUGUAAAAAGUCAUGUAUUGCUUCCCGGGAUCCAUACUGCGGCUGGUUAGACCAUGAGGCAUGUGGAAGAGUGAAACCAGGCAUGCUCACUGGAGGGUACGUCCAGGAUGUAGAAUAUGGCAACACAGCGCAGCUUGGGGACUGCCAUGAAAUUUUGCCUACUACAGCUACACCAGAUUACAAAAUAUUUGGCGACCCAACAUCUGACAUGGAGUUCUCCUCAGCUUCCAUUACCACAAUGGCAAGUAUCCCAGUUAUAUCACCUAAAGUGAUUGGUUCCUGGAAACCUAAAGUGACUGGCUCUCGGAAAUUUGUAGUUCAAGAUGACCCAAACACUUCUGAUUAUUCUGAUCCAUUAUCAGGUGUCCCAAAGGGUGUAAGGUGGGAAGUACAAGCAGGAGAUUCCAACCAAAUGGUACAUAUGAAUGUCCUAAUCACUUGUGUCUUUGCUGCUUUUGUCCUGGGAGCCUUUAUUGCGGGAGUGGCCGUUUACUGUUACCGGGAUAUGUUUGUACGGAAAUCCAGAAAAAUACACAAAGAUGCAGAAUCUGCUCAGUCCUGUACUGACUCCAGCGGGAGCUUUGCUAAACUGAAUGGGCUGUUUGAUAGUCCUGUCAAGGAGUAUCAACAAAACAUCGAUUCACCCAAGCUCUACACAAACCUGUUGACUAGUAGAAAGGAAUUGCCACCCAAUGGUGAUACGAAGUCCAUGAUGAUGGAUCCCAGGGGCCAGCCUCCCGAAUUGGCUGCACUACCCACGCCUGAAUCUACACCAGUUCUUCAACAAAAGACUAUGCAGGCUAUGAAAAGUCAGUCAGACAAAGUGCAUAGUAACCUCAAUGCCUCACGAAAAGAAACCCCACUAAAAAGCCCUCAGUUUUUUCCUUCCAGUCCUCCACCCCAUUCUCCUCUAAGUCACGGACAUAUUCCUAGCGCUAUCGUUCUUCCCAAUGCCACCCAUGAUUACAAUACAUCUUUCUCAAAUUCUAACGCGCACAAGGCAGACAAAAAGAUGCAACAUAUUGAUCACCCACUUACAAAACCAUCCAGCAAAAGAGACCACAGGAGAUCUGUUGAUUCCAGGAACACCCUGAAUGAUUUUCUGAAACACUUAAAUGAAACUACUAGUAAUCCUAAAGCAAUUAUGGGAGAUAUUCAAGUGGCACACCAGACUUUAAUGCUGGAUCCAAUGGGAAAUAUGUCUGAGAUCCCACCUAAAGUUCCCAACCGGGAGGCGUCUUUAUACUCUCCUCCAUCAACUCUUCCGAGAAACAGCCCGACAAAACGGGUGGACGUGCCCACCACGCCUGCAGUACCAAUGACCUCUUUGGAAAGGCAAAGAGGCUAUCACAAAAAUUCUUCACAAAGGCAUUCAAUAUCUGCCCUUCCUAAAAACUUAAACUCACCAAAUGGUGUUUUGUUAUCCAGACAGCCUAGUAUUAAUCGUGGGGGGUACAUGCCUCCCACGGCAGGCACAAAGAUGGACUACAUGCAAGGGACGCCUGUCAGCGUUCACCUCCAGCCUUCCUUGUCCAGGCAAAGCAGCUACACGAGCAACGGCACCCUUCCUCGUACAGGAAUAAAGAGGACACCCUCCUUAAAACCCGACGUGCCACCAAAACCCUCAUUCGUUCCUCAGACAACUUCAGUCAGACCACUGAACAAAUACAGCUACUAGGACUUGUCUGUGCUAAAACCGAGUGUGGCAUUGACCUGUACAGGUUGUGAGAUGAUGUUGUGGGAGACACGUAAGACAGAGACCUGCUUGUAAUUAAAGAGAACAAAAAGUGGCCAAAGAAACUGUCUUUACUUCAGCAACAUCUGUGUCUUGCCACAUGUAGCUAUAGCAAGACUUUGUGCACUUGCUAAGAGCAAACAAAAAAAAAAACAAAGGAAAGUGCUGGUCAUUACAUUUCUUUUGUUUGGAGCUAAGGAGACAUGUAGCACAAUGGGGUGGGGGCUACUUUACUGUUCUAAAGAGCUGAAAAAGUUCCUGGAAAAAAAAAAUAUUCUGUGAGCAAAUACUUGAAAAAUGGGUUCCAUUUUAGACUGCCGUUAAGUGUGGUCCUUCCCAUUAAAUGUGAACAUUUUAAUAUGUAUGCAUUCACCUUGCCUCUUGCACAAAUGUCAGAAAAUGGUAAUGUCUCAAUGAAUAUCUGGGUUAAUAAUCAAUUUGCUGGAAUUCAGUCUCUGGCCCAACUGUAGCAUUCUUUUUUUUUUUUUUUUCCUCUCCAUGUGUGUGGCAUUUUGUUUGUGCCACAGAUAAAGCUGUGCGUGUGUGGAUGUGCGUGUGUACUGUACACACUAGGAUGUAUUUAGAUUCCCAUUGCAUCUUUUAUGCUAUGGAAUUGUUUACAUUGAGCAUGACUGAACAAACAGAUGACUCUUCCUUCUGCAGCGUUUGGGUUCAGCGCGGAGACAGCUAAGGAAGAACUGCGCAUCUCUGGCAGCCUUCUGAGCGAUUCGCCUCGAUGAAAUAAGUCACCCAGUGAAAGAGUGCAUAAACGUUUAAUUCUUCAUAACUCUGGUAUGCUGCUAUUGAUUCAGAGCUGUACAUUUCAAAUCUAAUGUUUUGGGCUGGAAUGGGGAGUUCUACUGUGCUUCCCCAGCCACUACCUGGCCACUGUGAACUCGAGCCCCUGUACUUCUCAUUGAGGGCAGCUAAUAACAAUUCACUUGGCAGAGGCCUGUGUAACUACAGAAGGUUAUGUUUUUUUUGUUGCAUUUAAUAAUGCCCUACACUCUGAUAGACUCUUGUCAGUAGAAAGGAAGAAACAUUAAUUGGCCUGGCAGAAGCAGUCUGUGAAAACUCAACAGUAGUGCAAUCAAUUUGUUUUUGUUGUGUAAUGUAAUUUUUUUUUCCAAAGUCAUGCAGGUAAUGACAAUAUUCUGUAAAUAUUAUGUGUGAGUUUACCUGAAUCUGUGCAUUUUGUGCCUUAUUCAUGCAAAUGAUAAAAGUACUAAAAAAAAAAAAAAACUGUCAAGUGUUCUCACUAUAGCACAUAUUUCCCGAGUGCCAGUGUAAAACCUCUCAACAGCACCCCCCCCC
Struthio camelus australis is the source of this 5765-nucleotide messenger RNA. RefSeq names its product semaphorin 6D (gene SEMA6D). Lineage: Eukaryota; Metazoa; Chordata; Aves; Struthioniformes; Struthionidae. The record is from RefSeq and is a predicted model, not a curated record. Gene Ontology annotation, biological process: neural crest cell migration; axon guidance; negative chemotaxis. Gene Ontology annotation, cellular component: plasma membrane. Gene Ontology annotation, molecular function: semaphorin receptor binding; chemorepellent activity.